Messenger RNA from Brenthis ino (lesser marbled fritillary), 2640 nucleotides. NCBI's taxonomy places the organism in Eukaryota, Metazoa, Arthropoda, Insecta, Lepidoptera, Nymphalidae. The record is from the annotation of a GenBank genome assembly.
AUGAAAUUUUUAAGUGUGUUUUGUGUUGUGCUAUGCGUCCGGUCUGGAGCUUUUUUGCAUAUACAAAAUAAUGUUCCGCACAUUGACUACCAAAAUCAAGAGGCUAUCCAAUUAAGUGCUCAUAGGAACACUGAAAUUCCUUUAAAUAGCCCUUACGAUGACAGGUUUCGUCAGAAUCAGCCUAUUGAAAGAUUUAGUGAGCCCUUGAAACCACAGCAAAAUGUACGAUUUGAAUCACAAAGAAUUUCUCCUGAAUACAUAAAUUCGCAACAAAUCAAAAAUACCAAUGAACAGCUUUUAAAUGAAGAACAUCAUCCCGGUAACCAAGGUGUGCAAGUAAUGCAUACAAGUCCAUAUUUUCAAGAUAAAACACAUCCUAAAUAUAUAAAUCCUCCAGUUAGAAGAUUCAUUGAAGCACAAUCUAACCCAAAAGAUGUUUCUAAAUCCACAUUAGAAAAUACAAGAUUAGAAUCGCAACGAAUUUCCCCAAAACACUUAAAUUGGCAACAAAUAAAGAACACUAAUGAACAGUUAAUUAAUCAAGAAGAUAGUAUCAAUCAAAGAGGUCAAUAUGUUCAACAUCAAACACAUCCCGAUCACAUACUUUCAGAAUCUAAAACAUUUAAUGAAGCACAACAUAUUCCAGAAGAAAACAUUUCCGGAAGUAAAUUACAAUUUUCAGAUAUACAUGAGACAGGCAAUAGACAUAAUGUGCUUUCUCUGAAACCUGUUGAUAUAGGAUCAGUGUUUACUGUUUCUAAAAAUAUAAAUACACCGCGAAUUAAGCAUCUUAAUGAGGUGCAACUUAUGCCAAUGGAAGACACAAAGUUAGAAAUGCAAGCAGUUUCUCCUGAAUAUAUAAAGUCAUUAAUUAACGAAGAUAACCCUGAACUAAAGGCUAAAUUAUCAUUGACAAGUCCAUAUGAGAAAGUAAACAGCGCUAAAGUUGUUAAAUAUUUAGAUAAUAAACAAUUUCAUACGAAAAAUCACUUUGAAGAAGACGAAGCAACAUAUGAAAAUCCUUCUGCGGAAGUUUUAUAUAGCACACAGCAAGCUUUACCUUAUGAAAUAGAAGGGCAACAGCUUCCAAACAUAUCUCAAGGUGGCACUAAUUUUUAUAAUAAUAUAGAUAUUCUGAAAUUAAUGCAGCCAUCAAAGCGUUACAUGGUUAUCCAUCCUGACGGAAGAGUAGAACACAUUGAUGAAAUUGAAAAAAUCACUAAAAUACAUCCUAAUUAUGUGAUGAUUGAAUCACAAGAUUUUUUAAAACGUGUAGAAGGUAAAGGCGACAUUUCAGGUUUACAAAUAUCUCAAUUAUUUGUUAAUAAUUCACAUGAUGCAAUAGUUAAUCAAAAACAUAAUCAAGCACCCCAUCACCUGGCUGAUAUACCCUCAGGUCAAAAAUCACCUCUACAAUUCGUCAAUAACUUAUUACAUACGACAGAUACUGAUUCUUUAGAAAAAUUAAUAGUGUCCAAUGAACCGAAUGUCCAUCCAACGCAAGUAAAGACGGCUAAAGUAUAUUCACCAGAAAACAAUAAUCAACACGACGACAAUCAACUUUUGAAUAAAGAAAUUCUGCAUCGAUCAAGUAGCUUAGUACCAGAAAUUGAAAAGCAUGAGAAAAAUAUUAAAAACGAACAAACUAUAACACAGUCUACACCUAUCGUAAAAGAAAACGAAUUUAAAAGUAUCGAGUUAACGUCUGUAAGUCCGAGUGAUAUGCAGCAAAUUCAAACUAAUAAUGAACAACAAAUAUCUACAUAUGAGUCAGCACUUUUGCCAAGUAGUACAAUAGCAACUCUUUCUGAAAAAAAUAACGAUAAUUUCAAUAAAACGGUCAUAAAAAAAGUAAAUAUAACGGAAAAUACGACAUCACCAUUUAUAUAUUUGCCUUUAAAAGAUAAUUUGCCUACUUCGCCCCAUGAGCGUCAAAUUAUACUAAAUGAAGAAAGUGGAAAAUAUAACUUAAACACUUUACUAGUGCCUAAAACGUCUAUGUCAACACCAGCAAUCAUUACUGAAAAAAACAUAAAAAAUAUGAACGAAAUAGCACCGUAUCAAAAUAGCACCGAACCGCUUCAAAAUAGUACUGUCACUAUGUUAAACACUACAGUAACAAAUACUACUCAAGUAUUUUAUACAAAUCACGAAACAUUACAAAAUAAAAAUCACGAGUUAUCAGAUACCUCAUCUACAAUAACAAGACCUGAAAUUGGUGUAAUAUCAAUAAAUACAACUGUAACUUCUGUAUCCAUUCCGAAUAAAACUUCGUUGUCUUCAAAUGUUCAGGAAGAGAACACAAAUAAAAAUAAUACGAAUAUAAUGCAAACUUUAAAUAUAACUUCACCUUCUACUACAUCAUUAUCAAAUACAGAAAAUACGACGAACAACACUGGCUUUUGGUUUCAUGCAGAUGAACAAUUUUGGCAUAACAUUAUGAGCAAUAAUGAUACUCAAAAUCUCUUUUACUUCUUCUUUGUUCCGCCAAAAUCUAAUAUUAUGCAAAAGGAAACGAAAACAACAUUAUAUCCUAAUGGCACUACAGUUGAAGAAGUUAUUGAAACAAUCGAUGAAGAUGGUGUGCCCAGAGUAAUACGAACAACAAAGGUGUUUUUAAAUAGCACGAGCUCAGAUGUA